This is a messenger RNA of Caenorhabditis bovis, 2466 nucleotides long. The record is from the annotation of a GenBank genome assembly. Lineage: Eukaryota; Metazoa; Nematoda; Chromadorea; Rhabditida; Rhabditidae.
AUGGAUAGCGACAAAGAGCGUCUCGUGAACGGUUCGCCGACGACGUCGCCGCAAACGCCGCCCAUUUUUGCGGAGAAGCUCACGAAUCUGACGAGUUUCGCGAGAGAAAUGCGAAAACGCCAAUUUCAGAUAGUCGAUUGUCAGAAGUCCAGUAAACCACAACAAUUGGACGAAUCUGAGUUCAGAACGCCGCGCUCCGAAGACAGUUUCGAUCUUGGAACGGCUCGCGAUGAGGCGACGUCUUCGCAACCUCCUCCCAGUGGAAUCCUUCCAGUGCCCACCGUUCAAAUUACGUCGCCGCAUGAUCGCUCGCGCGAGGUGGUUAUUCAAAUCGACGCGCUUGAAGGCAUCGAGAGUCUCGACACGAAAACGCAUGGCGAUGAGGAUCCGCAUUCGCUGAGCGCUUUGGGAAGCUCGAAUGCGGCGACAAGGAGUAGUAGUGUGAUCGAGGACGAUGUCAAAUCGCAACUCUCAUUUAUCAUGAAAGAGAGAUUGCAUUCAUUGGCAAGAGAGGUACAUCGGCGAACAUCGGAAGUUCGGGAUGAUUUGAUAAAAGAGACACCCGAGGACUCGGUAUCGCUUACUUCGAGCAUUCAACGACUCGAUGAGCAUCGACCAAGCUUGAUGUCUCUUAUUGGUUUACAGAAAAGAUCCGAGUCGCCAUCAAAUGCCGACAAUUACAAGAAGAUUUUCGGAUUCAAGCUUAAAGAUACCAUAAAUCCAUACGGUCGUCUAUAUAUUGCGUGGCUCUCGAUCGUUACGAUUUGUUUCAUUUACAACGCCUUCUGUAUUCCAUUAAGAAGCAGCUAUCCAUAUCAAACGCCAAACAAUGCGAAAUAUUGGUUCGCCGCUGAUUACUCGUGCGAUCUAAUAUACCUUCUUGAUAUGCUUUUCAUCAAACCAAAACUUCGUUUCACACGUGGCGGAAUUCAAGUGAGGAAUUCAAAAGAAACUGUCCGACAUUACCUAAUGACACGCACUUUUAAACUCGAUAUAUUGAGUAUUCUACCCACAGAUAUUUUCUAUUUCAUAGUUUCUAGUUCACCAAUCUUCCGAUUAAAUCGUCUUCUUAAAAUCAACUCAUUUUGGCUGCUGUUCGAUAUGCUCGACAACUCCGUUUCGAAUCCCUACGCAAUCCGAAUUGCUCGCACACUAUCCUACAUGAUCUACAUUAUCCACUGCAACAGUUGUGUGUAUUACACGUUGUCGGCAGCGCAGGCGUUUGGUCAAAUAGCGUACCACGAGAAUGGCAAAUGGUACCUGAAUAAAUGGGUGUAUAAUAAUCAAGGAAAUGCCUACAUUCGAUGCUUUUAUUUCACCGCCGCUGUCGCCACAUCAACUGGAAACAAUCCAGCGCCGACGAAUGUGAUCGAAUAUAUUUAUAUGACGUGCUCGUGGAUGAUGGGCGUGUUCGUGUUUGCGUUGCUUCUCGGUCAGAUUCGAGACAUCGUGUCGAACGCGAAUCGAAAUCGCGAGGAGUUCCAGCGAAAAAUGGACAUGGCGUUGAGCGAAUGCCACAAAUUGGGACUCACCAAAGAUCUGACGGAUCGCGUGCGAGACUGGUUCAUUUACACAUGGCAGCAGCAGAAAACAUUGGACGAGAAAAAACUUAUUGAAAAAUUGCCGCUGAAAUUGCAAACCGAUUUGGCUUUGUCGGUCCAUUACAACACGUUGAGCAAAGUCCAAUUAUUUCAAGAUUGCGAUCGCGCUCUUCUCCGAGACCUUGUCCUCAAACUCCGACCCGUUAUAUUCCUUCCAGGUGAUAUGAUUUGCAAAAAGGGAGAUGUUGGAAAAGAAAUGUAUAUUGUUAACCAUGGGGUCCUUCAAGUUGUUGGCGGCGAACGGAAUGAAACCGUUUUCGCCGAGCUUGGUCAAGGAGCCGUUUUCGGAGAAAUCAGUCUGCUGGCAAUUGGAGGCAACAAUCGCCGAACAGCUUCGAUCCGAUCCAAAGGAUAUUCGACGCUCUUCGUUCUCGCCAAAGAAGACCUCAACGAUGUCAUUCGAUAUUAUCCACAAGCUCAAGCUCUUCUCAAGAGAAAAGCAGCCCAAAUGCUGAAAAACGACAAGAAAUCCGAUACGGGCAAAGAGAAGGAGAAACAACAGGAAAUGGAGGAUCGAUGCAGGAUCAAUCCGAUGGGAACUCCGAAAAUGCUCAAGAUCGUUGCCGAUAUUCUUCCAAAAGACAACAAAACCACUCUGGAACUCAAGAAAGCCAUCGAAAUUUCCGAGUCAAGACGAUCCACAAUCCAUUACCCAUGGACAACACUCCAAAUUGGAGACGAAGAAGAUGACGACGAAUGGGCUGAUGAGGAUAUCAGCGAUGUAUUCGAAGAUUCUGAACCAUCCGAUUCGGAAGGACAUCAAGGAGAUUCUGAAGACGAUCCACUUGAAGACAUGGAAAUCGUUGAGGAGAAAGAAGUUCUACUCUCUGAUCCAGAAGGAGAGACUAAAAUCAAGGAGGAAUAG